Molecule: messenger RNA, 1038 nt
Organism: Pollicipes pollicipes
Lineage: Eukaryota; Metazoa; Arthropoda; Thecostraca; Pollicipedomorpha; Pollicipedidae
Product: collagen alpha-2(IV) chain-like
Exons: 4
Cellular component (GO): collagen trimer
Molecular function (GO): extracellular matrix structural constituent
Source: RefSeq, a predicted model, not a curated record
GCCGGCCCGGACGGCUUCCCCGGGCUGGCCGGCCGGCCCGGCGAGCCCGGCCUGCCGGGGUUGGACGGCCUGCCGGGCGGGUUGGGAGAGCCGGGCCUGCCCGGCCUGCGCGGCCCGCCCGGCUGGCGGCCGGGCCCGCCCGGGCCCACCGGCGACCCCGGCGGCCGCGGCCCGCCCGGGCCCUACGGCCCGCCGGGAGGCCGGGGCCCUCCUGGCGACGACGCGCCGCAGACCGGGCCGCCGCCGCCCUCGCGCGGCUUCUUCUUCACGCGGCACAGCCAGUCGACGUACGUGCCGCAGUGUCCGCCCGGCACCAGCCAGCUGUGGCAGGGCUACUCGCUGCUGCACGUCACUGGGAAUGCCAAGGCUCACGGCGCCGACCUCGGUACGCCAGGCUCCUGCCUGCUCAAGUUCACCACCAUGCCGUACGUCUUCUGCAGCGGCAACGAGAAGUGCGAGUAUGCCCAGCGUAACGACUACAGCUAUUGGCUAAACACGCCGGAGCCGAUGCCGGUGAUGAUGACACCGAUUACGGGGGUUAACAUCCAGCGGUACAUCUCACGCUGUUCUGUGUGUGAAGCACCAACAAGAGCCAUAGCCAUCCACAGCCAGGACGUGGCCAUACCGGAGUGUCCAGCCAACUGGGAAACCAUGUGGACCGGCUACUCCUUCCUCAUGCACACGGACGCGGGCGCCGAGGGCGGCGGCCAGUCGCUCGUCUCUCCCGGCUCCUGCCUGGAGGACUUCCGGCCGACGCCCUUCAUCGAAUGCCACGGCCACGGCCGCUGCAACUUCUUCACCACCGCCUACUCCUUCUGGCUGACCACCAUCGCCGAGUACGCACAGUUCCGCCAGCCGCAGCAGCAGACGCUGAAGGCGGGCAACUUGCGAACACGCGUCUCGCGCUGCGUCGUCUGCCGCCGUCGCUACCGACUGCCGCCGCCGCCGCCGCCGCCGCCCUCGUGGCAGUUCGAGCUGCCGUUCUAUGGGCGGUCCGCACGACACGCACCCGGCAACAGCACGGCGCCGGCCGCCUAG